This is a messenger RNA of Neltuma alba, 2297 nucleotides long. Its product is annotated as pentatricopeptide repeat-containing protein At5g66520-like. Gene Ontology annotation, biological process: RNA modification. Lineage: Eukaryota; Viridiplantae; Streptophyta; Magnoliopsida; Fabales; Fabaceae. Gene Ontology annotation, molecular function: protein binding; RNA binding; zinc ion binding. The coding region runs from base 3 to 2015 and encodes 670 amino acids. The transcript has a single exon. The record is from RefSeq and is a predicted model, not a curated record.
AGAUGAGCACCACAACCACAAAUUUUCCUUCAGGCCUGAAACCAGAGGAGCUCUCAGCGGCAGGGCAGAACAGUACUCUCCCAUCAAAGCUCUCGCACAAGAAAGUCCUGGACAUCCUUAAUAACAAAUGCAGCCAUUCUCUGCAACAUCUCAAGCAGGCUCAUGCUAUCAUCCUCAGAACUGGGCAUUUUCAAGAUCAUUAUGUGUCUGGUACCUUGGUCAAGUGCUAUGCGAAUCCUCAUUUCAACGACUUUGCCCUGGCAGUCAGAGUUUUCCGUCAAAUCCCGAGCCCCAACGUGUUUGUGUGGAAUAUACUUCUCAAGGGAUGCCUGGAGAACAACGAACCUCAAAUGGCCGUAUCCUCUUAUAAAAGCAUUCUGGUCUUCAAUUCUAGGCCCAAUAAGUUCACUUAUCCUUCUUUGCUCAAGGCUUGUGCCAUUACGGGCUCUGUGGAAGAAGGGACACAAUUUCAUGCUCACGUGGUGAAACAUGGGCUUAGUGGGGAUGGUCACAUUAAGAGUGCUGGGAUUCAAAUGUAUUCAUCAUUUGGGCUUGUGAAAGAGGCUAGGAAAAUUCUUGACGAUGGAGAUGGUGAAUCCGACGUCAUUUGUUGGAAUGCCAUGAUCGACGGAUACCUGAAGUGUGGACUAGUGGAAGUUGCUCGUGAAGUGUUUGAGAGUAUGCCGGAGAAGAACAUAGGAUCUUGGAAUGCAAUGAUAAGGGGGUUAGCCAAGUGUGGGAUGAUUGAUAGUGCAAGGAAAUUGUUCGAUGAUAUGAGCGAGAGAGAUGAAAUUUCUUGGAGUGCUAUCAUAGAUGGGUACGUCAAAGAAGGGUGUUUCAAAGAGGCUUUGGAAGUUUUCAACGAAAUGCAAAAACAAAAUAUAAGGCCAAGAAAGUACAUAUUAUCUAGUAUGCUCACUGCUUGUGCUAAUUUGGGAGCUCUAGAUCUAGGUCGAUGGAUUCAUUCAUAUAUGGAAAGGAAUUUUAUUCAAAUGGAGUCAGUACUGGGGACUGCUUUGCUUGAUAUGUAUGCCAAAUGUGGGCGUUUAGACACGGCGUGGGAGGUUUUCGAGAAUAUACCAGUGAAGGAAGUUUUCACUUGGAAUGCUAUGAUAGGAGGGCUUGCUAUCCAUGGCCAGGCAGAUGAAGCAAUCAAACUCUUCACCAAGAUGAAUAGGGAAAAGCUGAAACCAAAUGAUAUUACUUUUAUUGGCGUUCUAAAUGCCUGUGCACAUGCAGGAAUGGUCGACAAAGGUCUAGCCUUAUUUCAUUCAGUGAAAGAAGUAUACGGGAUUGAGCCCGAGAUAGAACAUUAUGGUUGCGUGGUUGACCUCCUGGGAAGGGCUGGACUUUUAGAGGAGGCAGAGAAGUUUAUAGGUUCUAUGACAGUGGAGCCCAAUGCAGCCAUUUGGGGGGCACUUGCGAAUGCUUGCAGGAUACACAGGAAUGUAGAACUAGGAGAAAAGGUGGGGUGGAUUUUGCUUGAUAUGGAGCCUCAAAACAGUGGUCGUUAUGCGUUAUUAUCAAACAUAUACGCAAGGGCAGAGAGAUGGGAUGAUGUUGCUAGGGUUAGAAAGUUGAUGAAGGAAAGAGGAAUCAAGACUAUUCCUGGAAGUACCAUGAUAGAUUUGGGAGGUGCAGUCCAUGAAUUUAAAAUGGGAGACGGGUCACACCCAGAAACAAAAGAAAUCCAUUCGAUGUUGAAAAGUAUUAUGGAGAAGAUGCGUAUGGAAGGCUAUUCUCCGAAGAUUUCCCAAGUUCCCUUUGACAUUGAUGAGGAAGAAAAGGAAACUGCACUGAGUCUGCAUAGCGAAAAGAUUGCUAUUGCUUUUGGACUCCUUCGUACAGAACCAGGAACAACGCUCCGUGUUGUGAAGAAUCUGAGGGUUUGUGAGGACUGCCACUCUGCUUUCAAGCUCAUUUCUCAAAUAUACAGCCGCGAUAUCAUUAUGAGGGACCGUGCGCGCUAUCAUCAUUUCAGGAAUGGAGUUUGUUCAUGCAAGGACUUUUGGUAAGAUCUAUAAAUAGAAUGUGCCAAUGCAUGUUAUUUGUGAUUCAUCACCCAAAAAAAUUGUGAUUCGUCUGUGAUGCGAGAGAGAAAUUUAUCAGAUGAUAAAAGAACUGCUCCAAAACAGUGGAACAGUAAUGCUGGCGGUGCUUUAUUGACUUAGGAUCAAGAGCAUGGCUGAUACUUUGUAGGAUUAUUUCUUUAGCAGAGCAAUAGUGAAGAUGUACAUAGAUGUUCAUGAACUUAUCAUUAUCACCAUCAUCCAGGAAAAUAUAAUCACUAUUUUACA